Molecule: messenger RNA, 2809 nt
Organism: Leopardus geoffroyi (Geoffroy's cat)
Lineage: Eukaryota; Metazoa; Chordata; Mammalia; Carnivora; Felidae
Gene: RASSF10
Product: Ras association domain family member 10
Exons: 1
Coding region: 94-2253 (719 amino acids)
Biological process (GO): signal transduction
Source: RefSeq, a predicted model, not a curated record
CUUAAAUAUGCAAAUAUUGCUUCCCGAGGAGUAGGGCUGGAAGGCCUUCCGCAUUAAAGGCAGCGCUUACUGCUCCCAGCUGGAGGUCAAGUGAUGCGGUCAGAAGAGUCUCCAGUUGAGACGCUGCGCGUCUCGGUUUCCUCGUCUGCGCAAAGGGCUCUCCCCAGACGACGCGGCCUUGAAGGACCAAGGGGCGCCGGGAAAGGUGAGAAAGUCAAGAUGCGUACAGGUAGCUCUACACGCAAGGAGAGGAGCCAGUGGGCCGAGGGAGAGGCAGCGCAACAGAGCGGCGAGUCCGCGAAAGGGGCCGGGAUUCCCGUGGCGGGCAGCGCGAGAGGGGGGCGGACUCGGCUCCCGGGCGCUGCGCGGCAGCGAGGGGCGGGUCCGGGCGCCGCGCCUCCCGCGCUCCGGCCGCGGAUCUGGGCGCUGGGGGCGGGCGGGGGAGGAGCCACGUGGGGAGGAGCAAAACCUGGAGGCCCCGGGAACCUUGGGCAGAGCCAGAGCGGCGGGAGCCCGAUCCCGGGCGCACUGCCCAGGGAGAGCGCGCCGUCCGGGCCGAGCACGGCCUCGGCCAUUCCAGCCUGCGUCGGCGCUUGCGUUCGGUGCGCAACCCGGGAGGAGGGCCGGUGCGGACCGGGCGAGGGUCCCAGGCUCCUAAACUGUCCCAGAACUGCCGGGCUGCCCGCCGUCGCUGCCGCCCCAUUGGGGCCCAGCCCGACCCGCCACCUGCGUCCCGGCUGCACCAUGGAUCCUUCGGAGAAGAAGAUAUCGGUGUGGAUCUGCCAGGAAGAGAAGCUGGUUUCUGGUCUCUCCCGCCGCACCACCUGCUCGGACGUGGUUCGGGUGCUGUUGGAGGACGGCUGCCGGCGGCGACGGAGGCAGCGGCGGGGCCGGCGGCGGGGAACGGCCGGCGACUCUCCAGGCCGGGAGGAGCUUCGGGAACUCCUGGACGAAGACGAGGAGGACGACGACGAGGCGCUGCCGCAGGGCAUGCUGUGCGGGCCCCCGCAGUGCUAUUGCAUCGUGGAAAAGUGGCGGGGCUUUGAGCGCAUCCUGCCUAACAAGACGCGCAUCUUGCGCCUCUGGGCCGCCUGGGGCGACGAGCAGGAGAAUGUGCGCUUCGUGCUGGUGCGCAGCGAGGCGUCACUACCCAACGCGGGCCCGCGCAGCGCCGAGGCGCGCGUUGUGCUCAGUCGCGAGCGCCCCUGCUCGGUUCGGGGCAUCCCCGCGCGGCCCAGCCUGGCCAUGACCCAGGAGAAGCAGCGGCGGGUCGUGCGCAAGGCCUUCCGCAAGCUGGCCAAGCUCAACCGGCGGCGCCAGCAGCAGCCGUCGUCGCCCUGUUCGUCUACGUCGUCUUCCACCGCCUCGUCCUGCUCGUCGCCGCCGCGGGCCACCGAGAGCGCAUCCGUGGAGCGCAUGGAGACGCUGGUGCAUCUGGUGCUCUCCCAGGACCACACCAUUCGUCAGCAGGUGCAGCGGCUCCGGGAGCUGGAUCGCGAGAUCGAUCGCUACGAGGCCAAGGUGCACCUGGACCGCAUGAGGCGGCACGGAGUCAACUACGUGCAGGACACCUACUUGGUGGGCGCAGGCAUCGAGGUCGACGGGCCCAGCCCGGUAGAGGAGCCCGAGGCGGCGGCGGCGGCGCCGCCGCCGCCCCUGGACGGCGAGGCGCAGGCGGCCGCGCUGGAGGAGCUGGCCCGGCGGUGCGACGACCUGCUGCGGCUGCAGGAGCAGCGGGCCCAGCAGGAGGAGUUGCUGGAGCGCCUCUCAGCCGAGAUUCAGGAGGAGCUGAACCAGAGGUGGAUGCGGAGGCGCCAGGAGGAGCUCACCGCGCGGGAGGAGCCCCUGGAGCCUGAUGGUGGCCUCGACGGCGAGCUGCUGCUGGAGCAGGAGAGGGUCAGGACGCAGCUCAGCACCAGCCUCUACAUCGGGCUCCGGCUCAACACGGACCUGGAGGCCGUUAAGUCGGACUUGGAUUACAGCCAGCAGCAGUGGGACAGCAAGGAGCGGGAGCUGCAGGGCCUCCUCCAGACUUUGCACACGUUGGAGUUGACGGUGGUCCCCGAUGGGACUGUCGGCUCUGGCGGACCCUCCCGGGAACCGCGGCCUCAGGGCUGCGCGGAGAUGUGGGUGGACCAGGCCCGCGGACUGGCCAAGAGCUGUCCUGGCAACGACGAGGACUCGGAUACCGGGCUGAGCUCCAUGCACAGCCAGGACUCGGACUCGGUGCCCGUGUGCGAAUCUCUUGUGUAAGAGGUGUAGACCACGCUUCUCCCUUCCUCGAAGAAAGCAGUGGCCUUGGCCGGCUCAGGGACUCGAAACCAGGCAGGGGGUGGGCGGGGGAGCUCCUGCCAGGUAGCAUUGCUCUUCGCGGGGCAGGGGGGGAGGGCUGGCGACACCUGCCAGGCCAGGGAGUGUGGAGGGAGUGCGGGACGGGGAGGCCCGGAGGAGGCAGGCGGGUCUCCAUUCCAAGCUCUUUUAGGGGAAGGAAGGAGGGAGGAGGUGAGAACGUCCCUAUUGGAAAACAGUCGCCCCAGGGAAACUGACGUGGUCCGAACCCAUUUUCAAAAAAAAAAAAAAAAAGAAAGAAAAAGUAUUAUGGAGAUUUCAGCAAUCUUCUGUAUGGGAAGGACUGAUGGCAGCUAGAACUUUAGUUUGUGGCAUAAAGUGCUUUUAAAAGAAACUCUUGGAUGAGAAGGAAAUUCCUUGAAUGUUAAUUGUGACUGUGAACGUGUUAAAACUAGCCAAAGAGCACUGGUGUUCCUCUCAGCCUUGCUUACAUCUCUGAUAAAACCCACAGGCACCCAAA